This is a messenger RNA of Plasmopara halstedii, 765 nucleotides long. Its product is annotated as Trypsin. The transcript has a single exon. Gene Ontology annotation, molecular function: serine-type endopeptidase activity. Lineage: Eukaryota; Oomycota; Peronosporomycetes; Peronosporales; Peronosporaceae. Bases 1 to 765 code for a protein of 254 amino acids. The record is from RefSeq and is a predicted model, not a curated record. Gene Ontology annotation, biological process: proteolysis.
AUGAAAGUCAUUUUCACCGCUUUGUUUGGGUCCUUAGCUAUUGGAUCGGUUAGCGCCAUCGUUGGGGGGAAACAAGAACCCCCGCGCUCCAAACCGUACACGUGCAAUGUGCGUUUCUCGGCUGAUAGUGAGGCUGUUUGUGGCUGCGCACUCGUCUCCUCGAAGCACGUGCUCACUACUGCGACCUGCGUCGGACAAGGAGAUUAUUACGUGUCCCUGGGUACGUUCUUUAACAGAGGUAGGGAAGAUGGCCAGCAAUUGAAGGUGGUGUCGAUUCUAAAACACCCGAAGUAUGAGGACCCCGGUCGUCGAAACGACUUUGCCAUUCUAACGCUUGAUGGAACUUCCAAUUAUGCUCCUGUGCAACUGCCGAUGAGUGAAGAUUCAUCCAAAAAUCUCAAGACAGGAGACUGGGUCACAGCCAUGGGAUGGGGUGGUACUGAUCCGUCAAACGGUUACGGUUACUCUGAAGUGCUUCAACGCGUCGAACUUGAGGUGUGGGAGAGCGAGAGAUGCCGUAAUACGACACACUUUGAUUUCAUCGACAGAACAUUCUUCUGCGCCGGUGGUGAAAAGGGAAAGGGUGUCGCUUACGGUGACCACGGUGGUCCGGUCAUUCUUAAAAAUGAGAAGGGACCAGAUGAUGAUGUGCUGAUCGGUUUGGUUAGCCGCGCUCCCGAUAACAAUUUGGAUGGCAUUCCUGCGGUGUGUGCCCGCGUGUCGUCGGUCCGUGACUGGGUCAAAUCUAACACCAUCACUUACUAG